AUGGUAGAUGAGGUGUCUCCGGGCUGUGACCAGGUGUUGGUGAACGGGAAGGAGAUGCGCGGGCGUCAGUCUCUGGCCGUGUACUUCAGUUACCUGCACCUGUGGGCACAGCUGCAGCUCACCGUGUGGGUUCCCAAACUGCCGUUACAGAUCGAGGUGUCGGACACAGAGCUGAGCCAGGUCAAAGGCUGGAGGGUCCCCAUCGUCACCAACCGCAGACCCACACGAGACAGCGAGGACGACGAGGACGACGAGAAGAGAGGCAAAGGCUGCGCUCUCCAGUACCAGUACGCCUUGGUGAGGGUCCUGACUCAUUUCGUAGCGGAGUCUUCGGACCCCGGCGGAGAGAUGGUCCACAUGCUGGGAUCGGACUGGCAGGCAGACAUCACACAACUGGUCCUGGAUCAGCUGAAGGUGGAGAAACCUCACAUCGCCAAACUGAUCGACGGCAGAGUCCUGGUGGGACGCGAUCUUGGCAUGACCACGAUCCAGUUUCUCGCCCUCCGUGGGCUGCGCAAGCCGCGCUGCUUGCCUCUGGUUCUGUCUCCGCUGUCGGACUCCAUCUUGGCCGAAAAGACCAUCACCGUGUUGGACGACAAGGUGACCAUCUCGGACAUGGGAGUGCAGGUGGUGUCGUCUCUGUCUCUGAGUCUGAGUUCAAGUCCAGGAAACAUCAGAGCCAUUCAGCUGACCGCCACCGCCACGGAGCUGCUGAACGCACACAAGCAGGAGGCCUUGAUCAGUGUGUGGAUCCAGUACAGCGACGGUUCAGUGACUCCCCUCGACAUCUACGACCCCAAAGACUUCCUGCUCACCGCGGUCUCCAUGGACGAGGGCGUGGUCUCCGUCAACAACAUGGAGCAGCACUGGCCAGUGGUGGUGGCAGAGGGCGACGGCCAGGGGGCGCUGUUGCGUGUGGAGAUGGUGAUUUCGGAGACGUGUCAGAAGUCAAAGAGGAAGAGCGUGCUGGCGUCUGGAGUGGGGAACGUCCUGGUGAAGAUGGGAGCCAAGCCCGAGCCCAGAGGAGGUCCAGGCCGAGGCCGGACCGAGGACAGCACCGUGGACAACCUCACCAGCGACCAGAGGAACCGCGACGGAGAGUGGAGAGCCAACAGCGUGGCAGAGGAGCGGGAGGAGGGCGCCAUGAGGAAGUUCAGCACCACGACCAAGAGCACGGUGACACAGCGGUCCUCUGGGGGGGGGAAGGCCGGCCGUGGGGGGGGUCCAGGGCAGGCGGCUGAACCAGGGAACCCAGCCCAGGUGGAGGUGCCCAGGCCUGGAGGCAGUGAGCUGGGGCACCCCAACCGCGGCCUCUCCGACCUGGAGAUCGGCAUGUAUGCUCUGCUGGGGGUCUUCUGUCUGGCCAUCCUCGUCUUCCUCAUCAACUGUGUCAGCUUUGCAUUCAGGUACCGUCACAAGCAGGUGCCGGUGCUGGAGGCCGGAGGAAACAUGAACCACGCCCACGACUGGGUCUGGCUGGGCACCGAGGGCGACAUCCUGGCGGACCACAGCGACCAGUGCCCCGCCCGCCUGCCAGACGAGUGCACCACCAUCAUCGACCGCACCGAGGGCACCUACGAGGAGAGCAAGUACCUCCUGAACGGACAGGACAACAACCUGAUGAUGGGGCCGGGGGCAGGCAUGGGCUCUGGCAUGGGCUCUGGCAUGGGCUCCGGCAUGGGCUCUGGCAUGGGCUCUGGCAUGGGCUCUGGCAUGGGCUCUGGCAUGGGCUCCGGCAUGGGCUCUGGCAUGGGCUCUGGCAUGGGCUCUGGCAUGGGCUCUGGCAUGGGCUCUGGCAUGGGCUCUGGCAUGGGCUCCGGCAUGGGCUCCGGCAUGGGCUCCGGCAUGGGCACUCUCCCCGGCGGCUCCAGCGUGGCGGGCGGUCACCGUGGUCUCGCUCACAGACAGACUCUCCCUCGGUCGGGUCCAGAGCAGCAGCGUCAGUGCGGCAGCAAAGACGGGCACCUCAGUAACUCCCCUCGAGCCGCCGCCGCCGCCGCAGCUGCCGCGAAACGCAAACGUGUGAAGUUCACGUCUUUCGCCACCGUCCUCCCCAACGACAGCAGCGGGGUGUACGCCAACACGACCGGCCUGGUGCCCAACGGCGAGGACGACAUCAAGUGGGUGUGCCAAGACGUGGACCUGAGCCAGUCUGAAAUCAGGAGCUACAUGGAGCGCCUACAGGACAAUCUGUGA
This is a messenger RNA of Knipowitschia caucasica, 2196 nucleotides long. The record is from the annotation of a GenBank genome assembly. Lineage: Eukaryota; Metazoa; Chordata; Actinopteri; Gobiiformes; Gobiidae.